Musca vetustissima is the source of this 2353-nucleotide messenger RNA. Its product is annotated as carnitine O-palmitoyltransferase 1, liver isoform-like. Gene Ontology annotation, cellular component: mitochondrion. Gene Ontology annotation, biological process: carnitine metabolic process; fatty acid metabolic process. Gene Ontology annotation, molecular function: carnitine O-palmitoyltransferase activity. Bases 2 to 2353 code for a protein of 783 amino acids. The transcript has 9 exons. The record is from RefSeq and is a predicted model, not a curated record. NCBI's taxonomy places the organism in Eukaryota, Metazoa, Arthropoda, Insecta, Diptera, Muscidae.
UAUGGCUGAAGCCCAUCAAGCCGUUGCCUUUUCAUUUGCCAUUACCCAUGAGGGUUUUGACAUCAACUACGAUCAAGAGGUUUUAAAUCUUAUCUGGACCUCAGGCUAUAGGUCAUGGAAGAAACGUCUAGCAAGAGCCAGGAAUGGCAUACGCAAUGGUGUCUAUCCAGCCCAUAUACACAGUCUCUGGCUAAUCACAGCCAUUGCACUGGGUCUGCAUUUUGCUGGGUUUCAAACACCCUUCAAUAUAGUUAAUCGCAUACUAGUACAUUUACCUGCAAACACAAUAAAUUGGCAAGUGACAGCUUGCUUUUUAGCCUCCCUAGUUAUAUGGCUGGGUAUAUGCUUUACAAUGCGCUAUACACUGAAGCUACUGCUAAUGUACAAGGGUUGGAUGUAUGAAUCUCGAGCGCCGGGUAGUAAAGUGUCAUUACGUACCAGACUAUGGGCCGGUGCCGUUAAGGUAUUCUCCAGCUGGAAUAAACCGGGUCUAUACAGUUUUCAAGGUUCAUUGCCAAGGUUGACACUGCCAUCGGUAAAGGACACCAUGCAGCGUUACUUGCGCUCAGUACGCCCACUUUUAGAUGAUGAACAGUAUCAACGCAUGGAACGUUUGGCUAAUGAAUUUGAAAAUACCAUUGGCAAGAAGUUGCAGUGGUAUUUGAUUUUGAAAAGUUGGUGGUCCACCAAUUACGUGUCGGAUUGGUGGGAGGAAUAUGUUUAUCUACGCGGUCGCAGUCCCCUGAUGAUUAACAGUAAUUUCUAUGGUACCGAUGCCAUAUUCAUGGAUUUGACCCAUAAUCAAGCUGCCCGCGCUGCCAACAUUGUAUAUUUGUUGUUGAACUUUAGACGUUUGAUUGAGAGACAAGAAUUGCAACCGAUCAUGGUUCAAGGCAUUGUCCCCCUGUGCUCCUGGCAAUAUGAAAGAACCUUUAAUACUGUUCGCGUCCCUGGUUUGGAAACCGAUCGCAUUGUCCAUUACAAAGACUCCAAUCACAUUGUGGUGCUACACAAAGGCUGCUAUUACAAGGUGUUGAUUUACUACAAGGGACGUCUGCUGAGACCCUGUGAAAUUCAAAUACAAAUGGAAGAAAUCCUAAACAGCAAAGCCACCCCAUUGCCAGGUGAAGAACAUUUGGCAGCACUGACCGCCUGGAAUCGUUCCAAAUGGGCUGAAGCUCGUAAUACCUAUUUUUCACGUGGCGUCAAUCGUGUCUCCCUGAAUACUGUCGAAUCGGCUGCAUUUGUUGUAUCCUUAGAUGAAGUGCCAUUUGAAUUUGAUUUAAAUCGUCCAGAACUGUUGGAUAACUUUGGUAAAACCCUGCUACAUGGUAAUGGAUAUAAUCGUUGGUUCGACAAAAGUUUCACAGUGUGUGUGGGCACUAAUGGCCGUGUUGGUUUCAAUGCUGAACAUACGUGGGCCGAUGCCGCUGUUGCUGCUCACAUGUGGGAAAAUAUGAUGAUCGACGAUCUUGUGCUCGAUGGAUAUGAUGAAAAUGGCAAUACCAAAGGUACCCCGGAAUUCCAACCACCCUCACCCACGCGUCUCAAUUGGCAAUUGGAACCAUGUUUGCCACAAAUUGAAGAAGCCACCUUAGAUGCUAAUAAAUUGAUUAAUGAUGUUGAUCUCAGAAUUUUGGUACACAAUCAAUAUGGCAAGGGUUUCAUGAAGAAAUGCCGUCUAUCACCCGAUGCCUUUAUACAAAUGGCGCUGCAAUUGGCCUAUUAUCGUGAUGCUGGUCGUUUCUCGUUGACCUAUGAGGCCUCAAUGACACGUCUUUUCCGUGAGGGUCGUACCGAAACGGUAAGGCCAUGUACCAUUGAAUCGGCUGCCUGGGUUAAGGCAAUGGAGAAUAAAGAUAGCACGUUGGAUGAACGCAUUUUAUUGCUGAAAAAGGCCUGUGAACGCCAUCAGUUGGGCUAUCAAGAUGCCAUGUGUGGUCGUGGCAUUGAUCGCCAUCUCUUCUGUCUGUAUGUUGUCUCCAAAUACUUGGAAGUUGAUUCGCCAUUCCUCAACGAGGUGUUGAGCGAACCAUGGCGCCUAUCUACUAGUCAAACUCCUCACGGUCAAACACCAAAAAUGGAUUUGAAAAAACAUCCGAACUGUAUCAGUUCGGGUGGUGGUUUUGGUCCCGUCGCCGAUGAUGGUUAUGGUGUGUCGUACAUUAUUGCCGGUGAAGAUUUGAUAUUCUUCCAUAUUUCGGCGAAAAAUUCGUGUGCAACAACGGAUGUACAUCGUUUUGCUAAUAACAUUUGCAAAGCCUUGGCCGAUAUUCGUGCUAUGUUCGAGGAACACAUGAAAAAUAAUCCACCACCACCAAAGAAGGCGGCCGCCAUUGCCAAUGGUAAAUGA